This is a messenger RNA of Phalaenopsis equestris, 1133 nucleotides long. Its product is annotated as calcium-dependent protein kinase 3-like. The record is from RefSeq and is a predicted model, not a curated record. Gene Ontology annotation, cellular component: nucleus; cytoplasm. Gene Ontology annotation, molecular function: calmodulin binding; ATP binding; calcium ion binding. Gene Ontology annotation, biological process: peptidyl-serine phosphorylation; protein autophosphorylation; intracellular signal transduction. Lineage: Eukaryota; Viridiplantae; Streptophyta; Magnoliopsida; Asparagales; Orchidaceae.
UUGUGGGAAGUCCAUAUUACAUGGCUCCUGAAGUUCUUAAACGGAAUUACGGGCAAGAAAUAGACAUAUGGAGCGCUGGAGUCAUUCUCUAUAUUCUUUAUGUGGAGUUCCACCAUUUUGGGCCGAAACUGAACAAGGAGUUGCACAAGCAAUUCUCCGUGGAAAUUUAGAUUUUAAGCGAGAACCAUGGCCAAAUGUUUCAGAAAAUGCAAAGGAUCUUGUUCGUCAGAUGCUGGAACCUGAUCCAAAAAAAAGGCUAAUAGCUAAGCAAGUUCUAGAGCAUCCCUGGAUUCAAAAUGCUAAGAAAGCUCCAAAUGUCCCUCUUGGUGAUGAUGUCGAAUCAAGGUUAAAGCAGUUCACAAGAAUGAAUAGGUUUAAAAGGAGAGCUUUGCGGGUUAUUGCUGAACAUUUAUCCACUGAAGAGGUUGAAGAUAUGAAAGGAAAAUUUAAGAUGAUGGACACUGAUAAUGAUGGCAUUAUUUCUUGUGAGGAGCUAAAAAAUGGACUAGUGAAAUUUGGUUCCCUGCUCGUGGAUUCGGAACUGCAAAUGCUUAUUGAAGCAGUGGAUGCCAAUGGAAAGGGAAAGUUAGACUACGGUGAGUUCGUUGCUAUCUCCCUUCACUCACAGAAGAUGGCUAAUGACGAGCACCUCCGAAGGGCCUUCUCAUACUUCGAUAAGGAUGGAAAUGGUUACAUCGAGUAAAGGACAGAGGAGCUUCGAGAGGCUCUAGCCGAAGAUGGAGCGACAGAUAACACCGAUGUAGCUAAUGACAUCUUACAAGAAGUUGACACUGACAAGGACGGCAGGAUUAGUUUUGACGAGUUUGUCGCAAUGAUGAAAACUGGAACGGAUUGGAGGAAAGCUUCGAGGCAUUACUCAAGAGGAAGAUUCAACAGUCUCAGUAUCAGAUUGAUGAAGGACGGCUCGUUAAAUGCUAGCAGCGGUGGCGGUGAGUGAUAAGAUGAUUAGGAUAUUUGCUUACUUAUUGCUGAUUUUUUGAUUGUUGUAAACCAACUACAUUGCCAAGACAUCCUCUUAUAACCAUGAUUUGGCUUUGCUGUGUAAUUAGUUUCAUCACCAGAGAAUUCUGUUGGCUUGCUUUGCUGUUUGAUUCUGAAAUUACUUUGUUCUA